Messenger RNA from Chrysoperla carnea, 992 nucleotides. RefSeq lists its product as uncharacterized. The record is from RefSeq and is a predicted model, not a curated record. Bases 71 to 760 code for a protein of 229 amino acids. Lineage: Eukaryota; Metazoa; Arthropoda; Insecta; Neuroptera; Chrysopidae. The transcript has 6 exons.
UGCAUAUUCUUUACUUACAGUAAUUUAAUUGUGAUUUUAUACCGUCAAAUUGAGCAGUGAUAAUUAAAAAAUGAGUCCAUUUAGGGGGACAAGUUUGAGAGGCAGGUAUUCAAAUGACAAUGAUAUACCAAGUCCAAGAAUUAAUCAACGUGAAUAUUCAGAAAUAUCUGAUACAGAAAGUGAAGAUUCAGAUGUUAUAUACAUAGAGCCUCCUGCACCACCAAUGAUUGAUCUCACUACCGUUUUCACACCAGAGGUUUGCCAACGAAUACUUCUAAUGAGCAGUGAGCCAAUUGAUCUCACCGAAUCAAAAGGACCUGAAACUGAUAGAGAUUUUGAUUCUAGGAGAAGAUUGCCAGAUAAUAAUACCAGAAAUGAUGAUAACAUUGUAACACAAGACAUUCGCCAACGAAUAGAUCUAAUAAGGAGAAAAACUAUUGAUCUCACCGAAUCUGAAAGACCUCAAGAAGAUAUCCAAAUCGAAGAUAAUUCGCAGUAUCUUCUUCGAAAGGGCAGAGCAAUGUUACAACGUGCAUUGGCCAUUUUAAGUUUAGCACAACCAGAUGUUAUAGAACUAUCUGAUAUAGAUAAUGAUGAUGAUUCAAGCAAUGAGGACGAUGAAAAUGCAAAUGAUACAGAAUCUUCCAGUUCUUCAGAGUCUCCUGAAAAUGCUAUACGCCAAGUUGUCGAAAAUGCUAUGCACCAAGUAGUUGAACAACUUAAGACACUUGACUUCAAAAAAAAUUGUCACUCUAAAUAAAUAUAAUUAUAAUAUAACUGUAAAUAUAUUCUGCAUCAACAAAUUUAUAAAUAGAAGCGAGUUACGAGACAAUUAACCCGUCAGUACUCGCGUUAUAAGCAUUUUGCUCACGAUCGAUUUAAAAUACAUAAAUAACUUUUAUUCUUUUUAUUUUAUACUUCAUAUAAUUUUAUCUAUUAUUCGAAUUGUAUGUAAUUUACAACCUAGCUACAAUUUUUUUUUCAAGUCAUUC